Drosophila obscura is the source of this 1736-nucleotide messenger RNA. RefSeq names its product integrator complex subunit 12 (gene IntS12). Gene Ontology annotation, cellular component: integrator complex. NCBI's taxonomy places the organism in Eukaryota, Metazoa, Arthropoda, Insecta, Diptera, Drosophilidae. The coding region runs from base 593 to 1609 and encodes 338 amino acids. Gene Ontology annotation, biological process: snRNA 3'-end processing. The record is from RefSeq and is a predicted model, not a curated record. The transcript has a single exon.
CAGGGCCUAAACGAAAUUACAGAAGUUAGUGAAGGUGUUUGAGGAGCUCUACAGCAGGUCGUUGUUUCUGCACUGGGAUCUAUUAGUAAUGCCCCGAAAAGAUUAACACUUUUGCACACAAAGCAAUUUGAUCAGCCCGGCCUUAUCACUACGUUCGUCUUGUUAACUGUUUAUUUUGACAGAGAGCCGCCCGCGAGCGAGCGAGUGUUAUUGUUGCGCCUCUCUUCGAUUUUUCAACGGACUCGAGAGAGAAAUUUGGAUGUUCGGGCUGUUCCAGAGCAGGGGGCUGCACUGAGACGCAAUAGCACGACUCGAUUCACACGGAGCGUAUAUGGCAAACAAUGGCACACUAUUAGGGCGAAAUACCUGGUUAUUUUCGGCUUAAUUAUAUUGGCAGCAGAGCUAGCGCCGAAUCGAACUGUUAUUUUGUGUGCGAGGUGUGUGUGUGUGUGGGUGAAUAGCAACGGCCUGGAAGAAGAAGCACUACCCGGAGCAGAGACGACAACCCUGGUCGCAAAACAGCUGUUGCGCUUGCAAAGAAGUUCUUGAAUUAUUACAAUUUCAUUUAAGAAGAUUCAAGUAAUCACUUGCAAUGGCUGCCAAUAUAGCCGCAGCGGUUGCGGUGCCCCAGGAAGUCGAUCCCGUGCUGAAGAAAGCCAUCAAGCUGCUGCACUCCAGCAAUUCGACGUCUGCAGCCGAACUUCGCCUGUUGCUGGACGAGGCACUGAGGGCGAGGUACGGCCCGGAGAAGAGCAUAACGCACAACAUGACCCAGCGCAUGAUGGACGAUGAGAUGAGUUUUCCCGGUCGUGCGCCCACCCCGCCGCAGCCCAUCAACACGGAUGAGAUCAUCAAUCUGACCAAUUCGCCGGACAAGGAUCCCUCGGACUCCGUGGACACCAUUAUCGAUUCGGACGAGUGCCUCAGUGCGGCGGGCAUUGUCAACACGGGCGACACUGGCGAUUUUGGCGAUUUGAAUUGCUGUGUCUGCGGCGAGAUGAUGUUCACGGCCACCAACCGGUUGGUUGAGUGCUCCAAAUGCGGGGCGAUGUACCAUCAGGAGUGCCACAAGCCGCCCAUCACCAAGGAGGAGGCGGCCGACGAUCAGGAGCAGACCUGGCAAUGCGACACCUGUUGUAACAAGCCCACAAGCAGUCGGUCAGUGGUCCCUGCGGCGGCGGCGACGUCACUCCCGCCAUCAAUCUUCAUAGCCGACGAUCCAAUGCCGCUGGCAGCCAGCAAGACGAGCAAAACCGCAUCGGGCGCAUCCUCACGAUCCUCGACAUCCUCCAACUCGUCCUCGCCCUUCUACAGGCCAGAGCCGAGCAGCUCGACCAAUGCGAGCAGCAGCAGUAGCAGCAAACAAGGUCACAAGUCAUCAUCAUCGUCCUCCUCCAAGUCGCACAAAGAGGAGCGAGCCAGCAAGUCGGUGGUGGCCCCCUCAUUGACGGCCAUUAGUGGUGUGGAGAAGCAUGCCAGUGGGCCCUCCUCAUCUACAUCGCGACGGAGCAGCUCGAACACGAAAUCCAGUUCGAGCAAGAGCAGCUCCUCCUCCAAGCACCACGAAAGCAACAGCGGCAGCGGCAGCAAGCGAAGAUCAAAGCAAUGACGAAACUACUACUAUUGAAUGGUUCUCCCCACACCCAUUCAAUAGUCCAUGAUUUACAUUCAUUUAGUUUUAGGCUAACACAUAGAUAACAUAAGUAACAAAUUUAAAUACGAAUUCCUGGAAAAUA